AAAGCAUCACUCAAGCAUGUAGGAUGUACUUUAUUUUCAAAACAGAGGGUUAGAAAGAGUGGAGAAGAUAAAGGCAUUUGAAUUUCACAUGUUUUGUUUAGUCUGAAAGAUUUUUUUUUUCACUCCGCUUUUCACUGAUAACCUGUGACAAUAAGCUGUCAUGUGAAUUGUGGAAAUUAUUCAAAAGCUUGAUUACAUAACCUCGAGGCUUUUUUUCCCUUUUACACUGUGGAGAUGCCUGAAUCCAAUAGACAUUUUUCUGUGUCUUGGUUAACAUGCUGAACUCUUGUGUUAGACUCUUAAUCGAAGUUGAAACAUGCAUUCAGAAAACUGCACAUGAUCUGGAAAAAAAAUUGAUUUGUGCAGGUUUGUGUGUUAGUCGAGAAGCUGUCAAAAGAAAUAAUGGAGGAAUGUGCUUCUGAUUUGUAUUAUGUAAUACACAUUUUAUCCAGUGGUGAUGGAAGAUAUUGAUAUCAGAAAAUUCAACUCAAUAUUUCAAUGCUGUAGAUUUUGAUAAAAAUAGAUCGGUGCACAAGAUGAAUUUGUUGGAAUGUGCAUGAUGGGAAGAUAUGUGUAUCAUUAACGGCAGAUUGCAACAAUUUUCAUUUCUAUCCGAAGGGGAGAUGAGACUUUUUUUUAUAACUUCAAUAUAUUUCAUAAAAACUUGCAAAAUUGCAACACAAUAAUUAUCAUGCAGGUUUAGAUUAAAAAGAAACAUGAAACAAUUGUGUCAGAUUCUUCGAUCGAUGCAAUCAAAACUGGAUUAAUUGAAGCUGGUGAUCAAUUAAAAUUCAGGUUUUUAUACCGUUACAUAAUAGUGAAUGGAAAUUUAUAUCUGUGAUCAAUAACAUCAGAGUUUAGAUAGAAAAUUCAAGUACUAUUUAGAAAUUUUUAAUGGAAGUGGCAUUUCCAUUUUAUUUUCUUUGCCAAGAAAGGCCGAUGAUUGAUGCCCCAGAGUUAUGUAAUAUUUUUUUCAUUUAAAAAAAAAUCCCACUGCUCUCCAGAGAAAUUAAUAUGUAAAGAGCAGAUAUAUUGAAAUAAAAUAAUGAAACUUUGAAAAGGGAAUAUAUUGUGUAAGUAGGAGAAUAUGAGAUAUGUUUGUGCAUGACAACGAACAGUGAGACUAAAAAUGCAGUCGAGAAAAUAAGUCCUACAAGCUAACAUCCGACCCUAUCUCGAAGAAUGAACAGGUGAAAAUUAAAUGUGAAUGCAAAAAGAAAAUAAAAGUGGAAUUUAAAGAAAACAACCCUCACCGGCCGAGUGUUUACAUUCAUUUCGGAGGAUUACGGCUUUGACCUUCGUAUAUGAUGGACCCAUGGUUUGAAAAUUUUAAACUGUUGCUAACUUACUGGUUAAUGUCUACCAACAGGGACAAUAUGUCGGAGGCUGCUAGUGCUGUGUCAGCCCUCCUGUCCUACGGUCAGCAGCAGGUGCCUCCUCCUCAGCCCCCACCCCCAGGCAGACACCCCUACAGCUUGCCCUCUAUGGGAGGGAUGUCCCUGCCAGUGGAGACCCCCAGCAGUGCCUCUCAGUACUCCAGGAAUCCCCAGGAUCUGAGUAUGCCACACCCUGCAGAUAACCCUGACCUUUCUACAGAUGACCCCCAGCUGUCCUCGAGUGACCAGCCCUUUAUGGAGGUCAAUUCCACCAUCCACCCUGACCGCACUCACAUCUGUCCAAACUGUAGCAAGGGCUUCAAGAGCAAGCAGCAGUUAGCUCAGCACAGCCUGGUGCACACGGGGAUACGCAGGCACAUUUGUUCCUUCUGUGAUAAAGGAUUUAAGCAGCUUUGUCACUUGCAGCAACACCUUAGGAUACACACAGGUGAGAAGCCGUACCGCUGUUGUUUUGAUGGUUGUGACCGGGCCUUUGCUCAGAUGGCCAAUCUUCAUCAUCACAUGAGAAACCAUGAAGACCAUGUGAAAAAGGCAGCAAACAAACAAUACCAGUGUUCUGUCUGUAGCCGGGCCUACACCAACGAGAGCAGUCUCAAAAAUCACACACUCAAGAUGCAUGUAAAUGUACGUUCUUUGGAAGCUCCAUAUCCUCUUCCUUACAAACCAAGGAAACCAAGGCAGUCCAGCACGAAUAACUCUAUGGUAACCAAAGAGAAGGAUUUCCCAACAUCAAGAGGAAGCUCCGUACCCCUUUCCUUUGUUAGUGACCCAAGGGCAUCUAACUUCAGUCGUUUUGUUGACCUCCACAAAGAAACUCUGUCUAGACCAAUGGAUUCAAAUCAACUUUCACCAAAUAUGGCUGCUGAGCAAUCUAAUAAUAUAUCCUCCACUACUAUUCUGCCAUCGUCCCAUCACAUGCAGACACCUCUCAUUCCCUCUCAUCACCUCCCCCCUCUCUCCCUCAUGCCCACUAACGUCCCUCCCUCCUUGAUGUCACCCUCAUUUAUAUCUCAUCUUCAACAGGCUGUACAGAAUAGUUCAGGACAUGCCAACCACUUACUGUCAUCGACACGACCCACAUCACAAGAAAUGAGAUCCUCCCCUCAUCCUCAGCCACCCCAAACCAGCAGUAGCUCUCGUGUCACACCCACCCCUCAAGAUCAGAGAUCCACCCCCCAGGGAACCUUGUCAUCCCAAACCAACAGAGAUUCUAGCACUCCCCAUAAAGAAGCAGCAGAACCAGCCACCAGUUUGGGUGUUCCCUUUAACCCCCCACUGCCCCACCCCUUCACCGUCCCUCAGACUUCCCUACCCCUGUCUCUACCCUCCAGACUGAACUCACACUUUAACUGUCUUUUGAAGACAACCUCUCCUGCUCACGUGGAUUUUUCAUGACAGAGUGAAGCUCACAACUAGUCUUUUCAGCAAAGUAGAACAAAGUAUAGUAACCAAUUUUAAUUAUUUUGUAUUGACAAUAUUUUUGCUGUGAAAGCAGCGCUAAUUUUUACACAGAGUGUAUUUUUAUUUCUGUACUACAUGGUAGUAUGGCUUUGUUUGUUGUUAAAAUGUUAUAAAGUUUGUGUACUUAUGUGUAUAUGUAUUAUUCUUAGUGUAACUUGUUAAAAUUUUAUUUUAAACAGUUAUUACCAAAUUGAAGUACACAGUACUGUACAUAAUCAGUCUUCCCAAUUAACUGAUUAGUGUAAUCAUAAAUUAAUGCAUUUGAAGCAAAGCUUCUCUGUGUAUUCAAAUCAUACAUUUUUGUGUUUUUGAAUUGUCUAACAAAAAGCAGCACAAAAAUUUUAUAUCAAUGUUGAUCAAAGAUUUUCAUUGAUCUUUUUUUGACAUUCAAUUAGAAUAGGGCAAACUGGUGCAACAUUUUGAUAAGUUUUCAUAAUGUGAUGAAAUGCUGUCAUGAUUAAAAAGUGCAGUAAAGUUGUAAAUAAUAAUGUUUGAUAAAAAUAUACUCUGUAAAGUGCAAGAGUUUUUUGUAGGAAAAAAAGAUGCCUUUAGUCAACCCUGGAUCAGGGUUCAUUCUUUAUGACGUGUGUUGAUCUCAGACUCUCGGAUGAUACAUUGUAUUUAGCUUUCUAACAUUGUGCUAACACACAGAUAAGAACAACAAAAAAAAAAACAAGACAAUUAUUUAAGAUCAUGGGAUCUUAAACACUGUGUACAAUCUGAUAAGAUGGUUUUAUAAGCAAUCUUACCCUGAGCCAGAUAUAAUAAUCACUAUCCUUUCUAUUGUUAAAGUGUAUGUAAGUGAUACAUAUGUAUCUAUGUGUUUGUUUGUUUAGAUGAUUUUUGUUUGUUUAGUUACCAGCAUAAUUCUAUGCAAUACUUGUGUUCUCCUAUUUAUACAAAAAUUUCUUUAAUUUCAAAGAAUUGGCUUUUUUUUUUUUGAAAUACCAAGUGGAAUUUAUCUAUCAUUAUUUGAUAAUUUUCCCAGAAAAAUGUUUGAAUUUUAUAUUUUCUUACAAGUACUUAAGUUGACUUAGUUAAUCAAAAAAGUAUACAUUAGCCUGCAUAAUAUGUUGUUGACGAUCAACUUUUAUACAGAAUAUAACCACAAUGACGGGGUUAGAUGCUGAAUUUUAUUGCAUUUUCUGGUGUAAAUCUUAUUGACAUUUUAUUUAUAUUUGUUGACUUAUUUUGUUGGUUUUAUAGAAUCUCCAUGUUUUAUAAGUACACAAGGGACAGAGGGAUUAAUUUCAGUUCUAAGAACUAGGUUAUACCAGGAUUUUUUCUUAAAUAAUUCAAUGGAAAAAAAAGCUGCCGCACCACUUUAUAAUGGGUAGAUAACUCCACCUUUUUAGUGCUAAGUUCUAUAUGCAGUGUGGAAAGCAAUAUUCUGCAUCAGCAUACAUCAGGGUAACUCUAAAUUAAAUCUUUCACUGUAUAAAUGUAUUUUAAAGUUAAGGUAAAUUGAAAGAGAGUAGGUGAGUUUUGUAACAGUGUUGUUUAAGUAUGUGGGGAAAUUUGGGAUAAAUAAAUAUGUAGAUAUUGUGUACAUGUUCCAGUAACCUGUGUGAUCCUCUGUCCCAGUUGUAUAGUCCAAUCUGCUUGGUUUCAUACUUUGUUGUCAUCAGUAGAAUAAAUGAAAUAAUAGAUGA
Saccostrea cuccullata (small rock oyster) is the source of this 4510-nucleotide messenger RNA. Its product is annotated as zinc finger protein 524-like. Gene Ontology annotation, cellular component: PcG protein complex; transcription regulator complex; chromatin. Gene Ontology annotation, molecular function: RNA polymerase II cis-regulatory region sequence-specific DNA binding; DNA-binding transcription factor activity, RNA polymerase II-specific. Gene Ontology annotation, biological process: regulation of transcription by RNA polymerase II. Bases 1305 to 2792 code for a protein of 495 amino acids. NCBI's taxonomy places the organism in Eukaryota, Metazoa, Mollusca, Bivalvia, Ostreida, Ostreidae. The record is from RefSeq and is a predicted model, not a curated record. The transcript is spliced from 4 exons.